AUGCAUAUCACUCUCGCACGCUCUCUCGCCAUCUUAGGCGUUUUCACCUACUCUUCCACUGCAUUAGUAUUGCAGCAAACAUCCGCCGGUUUUCAAAAUGAUUUGGAACCUGAAGCAAAUCUUCACGCGCGCAAUUUAGGUCCCUUUGGUCAGCAAGGAUUCAACAUCGCUACAUAUCUCAACAGCAAUCCCACCCACACCGAGAGCGCAGUGACUUCUCAAAUUAUAGCACCAGUGCCUUCGAUUACUGCUGAUUCGAGCUGGAAGGAUAAAUUCCUCACUCCUACAACUACUAUAACUAUUCCCGCCUCUACAAUUUACUACACCGAAACAACCGUUACCAUUACCCCUCGUGGUAUCAAUACACUCGCAGCCAAUUCCGCCAUGUUACAAGUAACCCAAGCACCACCGCAAACAUUCCACACCAUUACAACCAGUAGGUCGUCCGCACUCGCUUCAUCGAUUUCUCGUCAUGAGAAAGAAAAACGUGGGUGGGAAGAAGAUAAAAAGGCUUGUGAGGCGCUGGUGCAGUCGGAGGUAUUGAAUUGUUUGGAGAGCAAGGGCUUGUUGGUGCCGUGGACGACGGUUACGGAGGUGCUGGGGGGGAAGACGAUGCUUUUGGUGGAGGUUAGUGUGGGGGCGGGGAGGGGAAGGAGGGAGGCGAGGAUUACGGGGAGGGUGUGA
Molecule: messenger RNA, 684 nt
Organism: Botrytis byssoidea
Lineage: Eukaryota; Fungi; Ascomycota; Leotiomycetes; Helotiales; Sclerotiniaceae
Exons: 2
Coding region: 1-684 (227 amino acids)
Source: RefSeq, a predicted model, not a curated record